Molecule: messenger RNA, 1886 nt
Organism: Acipenser ruthenus (sterlet)
Lineage: Eukaryota; Metazoa; Chordata; Actinopteri; Acipenseriformes; Acipenseridae
Product: epiphycan
Exons: 7
Coding region: 232-1209 (325 amino acids)
Molecular function (GO): protein binding
Source: RefSeq, a predicted model, not a curated record
GUGUUGAAUUACAGGCUAAGCAUUUCUAAGGUGGUCAGUCACCAAAAGCACUAGUCUCUCCUCUGCCAUGUCAGUCCUUGCUUCCACAAGGUAGGGCACCUAUCAGGUCUGGUAGGAUACCACCCUCCCACAGCCACUGAGUACCAUUGCCAUUGGCCAGGGCCAGAUAACCUGAGUUCAGCAAACCCAUUGCCUGGACCAUUUGAGAAAGUAAAAGCCAGAGAUUGGAUCAUGAAGACUUUUGCAAAUAUAGUAUUGGGGCUUUUUAUUGUGGAGGUAGUAAUAGCAGCUCCGUCAAGGCAAGGAAGACAGGCCCCAGGCUAUGACACAUAUGAUGCUUCAAACUAUGACGUGGAUUUAGAAAACCUCAAUGUGGAAAACCAAGACAUCUAUGACUAUGAUGAUGGACUUACCAUUGAUGAACCUCAGAUUGAGAUUGGCACCCUGCCGCCCAUUGUAGACAGCCGUCGGCAGACAAUCGCUUCCCAGGAAGAGGAGGAAGAGGAGCUCCCUCUUAAACCCCUGAACCCAGCCCAGAGCUCAGGUGGUUCAGGGCUCUUGGGCCCAGACACACAGGCAGGCUUGCCCACCUGCCUGCUGUGCACCUGCCUUGGUGGCUCAGUUUACUGUGACGAUGUGAAGCUGGACACAGUGCCUCCUCUUCCCAAAGAGACCACUCAUUUCUAUGCUCGCUACAACAAGAUCAAGAAAAUCAAUAAGUCUGAUUUUGCAGAGAUGAAUAAGCUAAAGAGGAUCGACGUGACAAGCAAUGAGAUUUCUGAGAUUGACGAGGAUGCCUUCCGGACUCUGCCUGCCCUGCAGGAGCUGGUGGUGCGGGAGAACAAGGUGCGCCAGCUGCCUGAGCUUCCCAACGCCAUGACUCUGAUCGACGCCAGCCACAACAAGCUAGGCAGCAAUGGACUCAAACGCGAAGCCUUCAAGGAAAUGCACAACCUGCUGUACCUGUACCUCACUGACAACAACCUGGACCACGUCCCUCUGCCCUUGCCUCAAACCCUGCGCUCUCUUCAUCUCCAGAACAACAACAUCCAGAUGCUGCAUGAAGACACAUUCUGCAACUUGAAAGACGUCAAUUAUAUUCGCAAGGCUCUUGAGGACAUCCGAUUGGAUGGCAAUCCCAUCAACCUCAGCAAAACACCACAUGCCUAUAUAUGCCUGCCCCGUGUGCCUACUGGCCGACUUUACUAAACGUACACAAACAAACAGGAAGAAACAUCAGAUGUAUACGAAGGCCCUUUUUCACAACAUAAGGGUCAAACAAAGGUUAAGCCUAUAGUCACAAACACACAACUAAGGCAUUAGAGGCAGAACUACUCUCUGAAAGCUGACAGGGUGUUUUUGUUUUGUUUUGUUUUUAUUUACAGUGAUCAUAUUUCUUUUUAAGAGAAUACUCUUUAGGUACAGCAAAAACAGAAAUACAGUACAUUUUGUUUGAUGUUUAGUAAAAAAUGUAAUUAAUUCACAGUGUAUGGGAUAUUUACUAAAAUAUUAUACAAGGUUACACAAUUUAAAAAUAUAUAUACUUGCAAUAAAAGCAGAAUUAUGUAAAAAAAAACUUUUUUUAUUUUCUUUUAUAAAGGCUAUAUAAUAAAUUGUACAAGUUGAAGAAAGAAAUCAAAAUCUUAAUGAACUGGAGUUAUAGUUAUAUUUUAUUUUAUACAAGCUGAUUUUAUAGGUGCAAACAUACAGCAGCUGUGAUCUUGGUAGGCAUUUCAAGCUACUGUCUAAUUAAUGGGUAUUUGGCAGCGGGUGGGUUGAGGGGAUUUGGUAGCUAUGACCUUUUGUGCUUUGUAACUAUUGCUAUACUAUAUUAAUGUUUUGAGGUUGAAUAAAGUUGUGUAUGAAAGACCUUUCCAAUACAUGAA